GUUGACCGCGGCGCGGGCCCUCGCGGAGCUCCGGGCUCGGGGCGCGACGCGGCCUCGACAGUGUGUUCUCUGAGAUCAGGAAACGAAGAGAGAAAUGGCCAGGAGGUUGCUACCCACUCAGGCUCAGGAGUUGGUGACCUUCUGGGACGUGGCCGUGCUCUUCAGCCAGGACGAGUGGUCGCACCUGGAUGCUGCCCAGAGACGCUUGUACCGGGAGGUGAUGCUGGAGACCCACAGCCACCUGGUCUCACUGGGAUGGGAGAGUUUGUUUGAAACCACAGUUUCCAAAGAAGAGAAUGAGAAAGGCUUGGACAAACUCAUGGCCGACAGUCCUUCUGACUUCAGGUUGGGAAAAACCUGCACGAACGGGGAUAAGUCAGGGAUGCAGCGAGACAAAGAGAACCCCGUUUUCAGCAAAAAAGACCCCGUGAAAGCGAGGAGCUUUAGAGAUACAGAACUUGGGAAACCUUUUGGUCCCCAGUCAUCAUUGAUUAGAAAACCUAGAAUCAUGCCCAGAGGAAGAAAACCGGGUUCCCGGCGCUACUCCGUUCUGUUGGAACACGUGGGAGUGGACGCAGUGCGCAGGCGUUAUAAAUGUGACCUGUGUGGGAAAAUCUUCGUGCACAGCUCUUCUCUGAGCAAACACCAGCGGACCCACAGCGGAGAGAAGCUGUACUCGUGCAAGGAGUGCAGGAAGGCCUUCAGCCAGAGCUCGUCCCUCACGCAGCACCUGCGGGUGCACACUGGCGAGAAGCCAUACAUCUGCCGCGACUGCGGGAAGGCCUUCAGCUUCACCACGUCGCUCAUCGGGCACCGGAGGAUGCACACCGGGGAGAGGCCCUACCGCUGCAAGGAGUGUGGCAAGGCGUUCCGAGGCAGCUCCUCCCUCCACAACCACCGGCGCAUCCACACCGGAGAGAGGCCCUACAAGUGUCACGAGUGUGGGAGAGCCUUCGGCCAGUGCUCAUCCCUCAUCCAGCAUCACCGGAUUCACACCGGGGAGAGACCGUACGAGUGCAGCCAGUGCGGGAAGGCCUUCACCUCCGUGUCCCGGCUCAGCCGACACCAUCGGAUCCACACUGGAGAGAAGCCCUUCCACUGCGGCGAGUGCGGCAAGGUGUUCAGCUACCACUCGGCCCUCAUUAUCCAUCGGCGAAUUCACACUGGCGAGAAGCCGUACGCGUGCAAAGACUGUGGGAAAGCCUUCAGCCAGAGCUCAGCGCUCAUCCAACAUCAGAGAAUCCACACGGGGGAGAAGCCCUACAAAUGCGACGAGUGUGGAAAGGCCUUCUCCUGGGUCUCCAGGCUCAAUAUCCAUCACAGGAUUCACACGGGGGAGAAGCCGUAUCACUGUAAGGACUGCGGGAAAGCUUUCAGCUCCCACUCCGCGGUGAACAGCCACCGCAAAACCCACAGCGGCGAGAAACCCUAUAAAUGCAACGACUGUGAAAAGGGCUUCAAGCAAAGCUCAGCCCUCGUCCAGCACCAGCGCAUCCAUACCGGAGAGAAACCGUUCAGCUGCCAAGUGUGUGGGAAAGCUUUCAGGCAGAGUUCCUCCCUCAUGACCCACACGAGGAUUCACACGGGAGAAAAGCCUUACAAGUGCGGCGAGUGUGGGAAGGCAUUCAGUCAGAGCUCCUCUCUCACUAACCAUCAGAGGACUCAUAAUUGAGGAGACCAUAGCCACACGUGUGGGAGAGCUUCCAGACGCCUGGAACUAUCACAGAGAUCGGGCUGGAGAGAAAGAGGACAGUUCUCUGAAGUUAGAUUCAUCACGCAUCUCCCCAUCCAGGCCAACUUUGGGUAUAUCAGGCUAGCUUUGGUAAAACACUUCUUUAGAGUUUUGGUGGUUGUCUUUUAUACAUAUAUAUUAUCAGUACUGGGGCUUGAACUCAGGGCCUCAUACACUUG
Dipodomys spectabilis (banner-tailed kangaroo rat) is the source of this 1911-nucleotide messenger RNA. It is a transcript of the gene Znf879, whose product is annotated as zinc finger protein 879. The record is from RefSeq and is a predicted model, not a curated record. Lineage: Eukaryota; Metazoa; Chordata; Mammalia; Rodentia; Heteromyidae. The coding region runs from base 95 to 1672 and encodes 525 amino acids. Gene Ontology annotation, molecular function: DNA-binding transcription factor activity, RNA polymerase II-specific; RNA polymerase II cis-regulatory region sequence-specific DNA binding. The transcript is spliced from 4 exons. Gene Ontology annotation, biological process: regulation of transcription by RNA polymerase II.